AUGCUCUGCGCUCCUGCCUGUGCAAUCGGUUUCUCGACGGCCGCAAUGCGGCACUCCGUCUCGCACUGCGGCGCACCUUUGUGGUGCAGCCUGCGUCGCUCUGACGCUACAAUCGUAGGGCCAGUUGGAGCCGAUUUUGAACCUGAAGGCCUCCUCGAUUUGAUUUUUCUUGCCCGGGACAGAACACCUGGGCGACACAACCCGAAAGAAGGUGCCCGAGGUGCCUGCAUGAAUGCACAUGCUGUCGGACCUCGCAACAUGAAUGGCGGCAAAGACACGCCCCAGGCGUCUCCUCUGCGCCACCGUUGCGAGAGGCGUCUCGAGACGCCACCCCGAGACACGGCCACCGGCACCACCGCCGCUUCGCCGCCGGCCUCGAGCAGCGGCGAAGCCUUUUUGUUGCCCGAGAACUUCGGUUCCCGUGCCCCCCCCCCCGUCGGGGAGAACCUGGAGGCCAUUGCCUUCUGCCGCCGGCCCCUCGCGCGGGCCUCGAGCGCUGACAGCGCUGGAAGCAGGAGAGGGAGAGAAGAUGGGCAUAGCCACAGCGGUGGGAGCCAGGAGCUGUUGCAAGGAGCGCCAUGGGGCGCCCCCGCCUCGCGGAGGGUGGGCCCCCCGAGGCGGCCGGCGGUGCUUGAAGGGUCGAGGCCGACGCCUCCCCGAGGUGUCGGUUGAUGCUGACCUGCCACGCCCGGAUCGCAGGGCGGAUUCGCUCCCACGGGGCUGGCCGCGCUGGCAGCGAUAUUGGGGGGACAAAAAGAUACGGAUACGUGUUGUCCCCUUCGUUUUCGGCCUUUCCUGGUCCUCCUGGGGAAUCCUCGUUGUCACCGCUGGAUUCGCCUCGAAAUUCUGGUCAGAACGCACCCCAAGAGAGGUCCGGGGACAACACGUAUCCGUAUCUUUCCGCCCCCAAGAUAUGCGAGCCACGCUCGCGCCGCUUGCGCGGCACUGCUUCGGGAGCAGAUGUUUUGCAUGUCACCUGUACAAAAACAUGCAUGCAUGCACACAUGCAUGCCUACACAGAAACA
This is a messenger RNA of Prorocentrum cordatum, 1025 nucleotides long. The record is from the annotation of a GenBank genome assembly. NCBI's taxonomy places the organism in Eukaryota, Dinophyceae, Prorocentrales, Prorocentraceae.